AUGUCUACAGGACAAGCCUCAUGUGGAGGAUUCAGCUUCGUGAAGGAUGCAUCCACGUCAGGCGGCAUCUGUCGGUUUCACGAGAGCGUCUCUUCUCCUGAUGGCAACCCUGACGCCACCUGCUACAUCCUCAGUGAGUGUCAGGCGGCGGAAGCGACUCUUCUUGCCGCCAGUGUGGUGCGCGGGGAGGCUCGUCAGGUGGCCAUGACUGCUGCACCUGUCUGGAGUCUGGACGAUAUCAGCAUCAGAGACGUUGGUCGUUUAUGCAACGAUAACUCGGGCGCUGUGGGUUUCAUGAUUGAAAAUUUAAUGUCUUCUGAAUUGAUGAUGUGCUUACCAUUUCCACCUAAACUGGCCUUCACUGCUCCAUAUUCGUUCAAGACAUGCAACGAGGGUCUAAAAUGUAUGUCGAUGGCCUGUCCUAGUAACUCCAUUUAUAUAGGAUGUAGGGGGAGGCCCAUAGAGUACACGCCCUGCAGUAACGGGUUCAGCAGCAGCGUGGCCACUCUUGACUCCAGCGACUGUCACGUGGUGGAAGGCGAUCUGCAGCCCAGCCCCUUCACCUUCUUCAAGUUGGUUCAGUGGCGGUACUGCAAUGGGAACGACACCCACUUCUACGUGAUGACCGAGGUGCAGGUGACCCCGACCGACAAUACCAUAGACAUCAUCAGCAUCAAGUGUUGCCGCAUCAAGCCUCUGUAA
Molecule: messenger RNA, 702 nt
Organism: Portunus trituberculatus (swimming crab)
Lineage: Eukaryota; Metazoa; Arthropoda; Malacostraca; Decapoda; Portunidae
Exons: 3
Coding region: 1-702 (233 amino acids)
Source: RefSeq, a predicted model, not a curated record